Rotaria sordida is the source of this 2556-nucleotide messenger RNA. Lineage: Eukaryota; Metazoa; Rotifera; Eurotatoria; Philodinida; Philodinidae. The record is from the annotation of a GenBank genome assembly.
AUGGUGGUCGAUAUUGCUCAACAGCAACAGCUGACUGAGGUCUUCACCACUAAUCAUUGCCAUCAUCGAUCAUCGUCAACACAUAGACGAAGUUCAACAACGAUAAAUAAUACAUCUUCAUCGGUAUCAAAUAAUGCAACAAUGACGAAUGGACAUCGAUAUUUGUCUGAUGAACUCGGCAAAAAAGCUGAACAAAUUCUUGGACAUGCAACUGCUUUUUUAGAUUGUCGUAGACAAUCAAGUAUAGAUUUUCAUAUUCAACAUCCUCCUCGAUUAAAUAUUACUGAAUCAAAAUCGAAUAUACCAUCACGUAGUAAUAUAUCAAAUACGGCUUCUUCAACUACUGUACAUAAUUCAUUGAUAACAACAUCUACUCCAUCGACUAAUACAAUUAAUUCUGAUAAUUCGAUUGGAAAGAAUAAAAAUUUGGUAACUGUUGAACGUCUUGCUCCACUUAUUUUACAACUAGUCGCAACACCUAAAUUUAUGAAAUUACCUGAAACAAUAUCUAGGCAUCAAUCAAAUUCAAAACCUAUAAAAAAUGUUAUGGAAAGUCGUGAAAUGACUCUUGCUUUACAUCAAGAAAGUGUUCUUAAACUCAGUGAUGAUGAGAAUGAAGAAGACGAUGAUGAUACUAUCAAUCAUACAAACACAGUAUUGGCUGAAAUAAUUGACAAUAAAUUAGAUAAAAACAACUUAAAUCAAAAUAAUAGUAAUGAUAAUCAUCUUCCUCAUUCAUAUGAGAAUCAAAUUGAACCCCAACAUUCCGGUAUAAGUAGUAGUCCGUGUCAAGAAGAAGAUGGAGACAGUGAAGCUGAAGACAGUGAUAAUCAAGAGACUGCCCACAGUGAUGCCGAGAAUGAUGAUGGAACAAAUGAAACGAAUCCACAUACAUUUUCAUUAAUGGAUUUUGUACGUGGAAAGGAAAUAAUACAUUCUGAACCUGUUAAUUCUUCAUUAAAACAUUCACCAAAAUCAUUAUCAAAUAUAAAUAAACGUAGUAUAUCACCUGAAAUAAAACGUGAUAAUAAUAAUCAUGUACAUAAUUCUGAAGAACAUCAAAAUAAACGUAAAAAAUUUCUUAUCAAACGAGCAUUAUUAAAAUCAUUUAUAUCAUCUGUAAAUACUAAAAUUAAUUUAAAACGACCUUCACUUUCAAUAACCAUUCCGACACAUCUGUUUUUGGAUCAAACAUUAUCUGAUUCUAUAAAGCAAGAAGUUGAUCAACAUGUUGAACAACCACAACGAAUAUCAAAACGAUACGCUGAUGGUUUACUUAAACAUGAUACAAAUGCAGAUGUUAUCGAUAAUUUAUCUUCAUUAAACAAUCAAACAAAUACAAUAAAUGGUACACAUCUAAAAAAAAAUAAAACUAGUCAUCAUGUACAAGAAAAAUCUAUGUAUAAGCAAGAAUCAACAACUAUUAAUUCAACAACAAUAGAAAAGAAUGAGCCAAUUAUAAUUUGCAAUACAACUUCAACAAAUGAUAUAGAUAAUAAAAUUCGUCCAACAUUAGUACCACCACCACCACCAACAACAACAACAACAAUAACAACACCAAUUAGUAAUUCAAUAAUACCAUCACAACCUAAAAAAGAAAAACCAACAGCUAAUGUUAAACCACUUCAACAAUCAACACCAAUUGAUAAUUUAUCUUCAACAAAUUCAAUAAAUAAUGGUAUAAAUAUAUCUGAAAAUUUAACAACAACAAGUACACGAUCAAUGCUUCCAUCAACAAAAGCAAACUAUACAAAAUUAAAAAAUAUGUCAAAAACAGAUUUAGCUUCAUUAGCACGAAAGAAAAAGAAACAAGCUGAUCAUGGUAAACGAACAACAUUUGAAGAAGCACGAGAAGCUAUGGGUUUAUAUCUUGAAUCAGUUUGUUAUUUUAUUCAAUGUGCUAAUGAUGAACCAAAACAAGAUCAACGUACUUCAUUAUUAACAACAACAUUAACUAUGCUACAACAACUUGCACAAAAUUAUAAAAAAAUGUUUUGUUUAUCAAAUUCAACUCAAUCACGUGAUUUAUAUAGUCUUCAACAAAAAUUUCUUUUAAUUAAUUAUUGGCUUCAAUCAUUUAUUUAUCAUUUACAAUUUAAUACAAAUAUGCCAACUAUUGAACGAUGUGCUAAUCAAGUAACGGAUUAUUUUACUCAAUUAAAAAAUCCUUCAUCAGCUGCAUCAUUAAUACGAACAACAAAUAUGAAUAUCCAACAACAACAACAAUCAACACUUCUUAAUGAUAAUAAUCCUAUAUCACCAUUAUCAACAACAUCACAAGCAAGUUCAUCAGAUAUAAGUACAACAAGUGGAAAUAAUCAAAAUGAACAACAUCGUUAUAUAUAUGAUUUUUCAAAAUUAAUGUUAAAUUCAUAUUAUUCAACAUAUUAUUGGAAUAAAGCUGAAAGUUUAAUGCAUGAAAAACCAUUGAAAGAAUUUAUUGAACAGUUGUUGAAACAAAAUCAAAAUCGACGUUUAACUCGUGAUGAUACAACAUUAGACUUUAUAUUGUAUAUUUUUGAUGCCAUCGAGUUGUUACGUUUAAGUGUUGCUUAA